Messenger RNA from Acaulospora colombiana, 288 nucleotides. Lineage: Eukaryota; Fungi; Glomeromycota; Glomeromycetes; Diversisporales; Acaulosporaceae. The record is from the annotation of a GenBank genome assembly.
GUUCUAGAGCUACAACUGAGGUUACCAGAAGUCCACCAGCCAGAGUCGCCCAGCCAUGGUAGCACUGACGCUGAAAUGAUUGCUGGUGCGGCCGUGGCAGCCCAACAGGCUUUAAACUCCGCUUACCGCGUCUUUUUGGUUGUCCUCUUCACCCUGAGACUGUGCCCAGAGAACUCAAGGGACGCGUGUCUACAGGUAGCUCACGGUCAUUCUAUGCGACUCAAUCAAUGCCAACAUCAUUCUAUUAUCACGGCCGGAUCUUCAUUCCUUACUAAUCCCAGCAGAUAG